This is a messenger RNA of Rhinichthys klamathensis goyatoka, 1915 nucleotides long. RefSeq names its product glycoprotein A33 (transmembrane), paralog b (gene gpa33b). Lineage: Eukaryota; Metazoa; Chordata; Actinopteri; Cypriniformes; Leuciscidae. The coding region runs from base 70 to 1536 and encodes 488 amino acids. The record is from RefSeq and is a predicted model, not a curated record. The transcript is spliced from 7 exons. Gene Ontology annotation, cellular component: plasma membrane.
GUGUAGCCUAUAUAUACAAAUUAAUUCCGCAAAACAUCAUCUAUUGCAGUGUGACUGGACAGCGACAAAAUGACCAACUGGAAGUUGAUUUUUUGCAGCCUAUAUUUAAUAUCAGUGAUGUCGACUAGUUUUGGACUGGAAGUGACAAUGAGUCAAGCUUCUGUGGAGGUUGCCAGGGGUGAUGAUGUCACCCUUACAUGUAAUUUUAAACCUAAAAAUCAAGUAAACGAUCUUAUCAUUAUAACAUGGAGUGGUCAUUCUGAUGAGACAUCUGGAGACAAGGUACUUUUUGGUAGCUAUUACUCCAAUACUCGCAAAGUAGACAUUGGACCACAGUAUGAAGGCAAAGCCUCGAUAGACUUUGACCUUGAUGCAAAAACAUCAAAACUGACACUAAAACAAGUCACUCUUAAAGAAAGCAGAAGAAUUAAAUGUUAUGUUCAGAUUCCUGGAGACAUUGAAGGCAAAACAGCCGACUCCACUUCUCUUUUGGUUCAGGUUGCACCAUCACAACCUGUUUGUAAGGUAGUAGGCACCGCAGAAUAUGGACACAAUAUUAGCCUAACCUGUGUUUCUGAGGAGGGCUCGCCAUCACCCACAUACAAAUGGGAGAGAUAUGAUGUCAAAAAUGUCCCAAAAGCAUUUCCUCUUAAAACCACUGAAAAGGAUGGAGUUCUGGCUUUGGUCAAUGCAUCCAUGGAGACAUCAGGUUACUAUAUCUGCCUGUCAACCAAUAAGGUCGGAUCAGCCAAAUGUAACAUGACAUUGUCUGUAAUGCCAUCCUCUAUGAAUGUUGCCACAAUAGGCAUUGUUGCUGGUUGUAUUGCUGGAGCUGCAGUGCUUAUAAUAAUCAUCAUCUGCUGUGUCCGCAAACGGAAACAGAAAUCAAAAGAAACUCCAGUGGUGGAAUACCAUGACACACCACAAAUAGAAUAUAUUGAGGAAGGGAAUCUGCACAUCACUGAAGAGAGACCUGACAAAGCUCGAAGUGAUGACAAUGGAGGUGGCCGUGAUGACCACAGUGACCACUAUGUUGACCGCAAAGGUAGCCCUGAUGACCUCAGCGUUCACUAUGAUAAUCGCAAAAGUAGCCGUGAUGACCUCAGAGAUCGCUAUGAUGAUCGCAGAGGUAGCCGUGAUGACCUCAGAGAUCGUGAUGACCUCAGAGAUCGCUCUGAUGAUCGCAAAGGUAGCCGUGACGACCUCAGAGAUCGCUAUGAUGAUCGCAAAGGUAGCCGCGAUGACCUCAGAGAUCGCUAUGAUGAUCGCAGAGGUAGCCGUGAUGACCUCAGAGAUCGUGAUGACCUCAGAGAUCGCUAUGAUGAUCGCAAAGGUAGCCGUGAUGACCUCAGAGAUCGCUAUGAGGAUCGCAGAGGUAGCCGUGAUGACCUCAAAGAUCGGUAUGAUGAUCGCAGAGGUAGCCGCGAUGACCUCAGAGAUCGGUAUGAUGAUCGAAGAGGUAGCCGCGAUGACCUCAGAGAUAGGUAUGAUGAUCGCAGAGAUCGCUAUGAUGACCAUAGAGAUCGCUAUAGAUAAAAUCAUUAAGAUCAGUAUGAUAAUCAGUAUGUGAUGAACCAUUGAAUUAUUAUGACAGCCAUCAAAAUGUUGCUAUAAGGAGGAUGGCCGUGAGCCAAGGCCUCUACAUUUUUUUCCUGUGUUGAUAAUCCAAAAAAAUUGUUCUUUAUCCCUGCAGUGGCAAAUGCAUCUGAUUCUUCUGACCUCAACGAACUAUCCUUUUUAUUUACUUUUUUGUUUUAUUUUACAGGAUUGUAAUAGUAUUUUAUAUACAGCAUAUAGUUUUUUUUGUUCUGACUAUCAGCUAAAGUAAUUAGGCAAAAUCAUAUUUUUGUUCUUCUGAAUCAUGCAUGUGUUCAGUCAUUUUUUGGGCAGGUGGUCAGAAUGGUGCUUAAGGACG